Messenger RNA from Manihot esculenta (cassava), 1102 nucleotides. RefSeq lists its product as uncharacterized. Gene Ontology annotation, cellular component: nucleus; cytoplasm. The transcript has a single exon. Gene Ontology annotation, molecular function: nucleic acid binding; 3'-5' exonuclease activity. Lineage: Eukaryota; Viridiplantae; Streptophyta; Magnoliopsida; Malpighiales; Euphorbiaceae. Bases 228 to 854 code for a protein of 208 amino acids. The record is from RefSeq and is a predicted model, not a curated record.
ACUUUAUUUAUUUUUGGGUUAACAUCUUGGUGCUGGAUUUUAAAUUCGAUUUAUUUUGAAGGUGGGUCACGAAAUCGCAGUCGAGCCCAUACUCACGUACAGAAGCAGAACCGCACUCGAUCACAAAAUCAAAUUCGAUUUACUUAUUGCCUUCUUCCAACGGUUACAGUCUUACAGAGUACUUCCCCUCCCUGUCAGUCCCCGCCACAUGCCAUUUCUUCACCACAAUGACGCCGAAAAUCUCCAUCGCCAGAAGCCACCCAUGUGACUUCCGCUUAUACUCUGUUCAGUUCUUCGACACUCCCAUCGAAGUCACUGUCACUUCCUCCGCCACCGUCGUACGGAAAUGGCUUCGCACCACUCUCUUCCUCCGCCGAAGAUAUCUUGGUCGCCUUGUCGUCGGCCUUGGUGUUCAGUGGACUCCACCCAACACUGCCGCCGAUACUCUCCAGCUCUGCGUGGGCUCUCGCUGCUUGAUCAUCCAACUUUCUCUAGCCGCUACCGUUCCGCUCAUUCUUCGACGCUUUCUCUUGGACUCCAACACCACUUUCGUUGGGAUUUGGAAUGGCUCGGACGAGAAGAAGCUGUGGAUGACGGAACACGAGUUGAGGGUUCACAGACUUGUGGAUUUGAGAAGGUAUGUACGUACUAGAGAUGGAGAGUCUCUUGCUAGGGCUUCGGUGGAGAGGAUUGUGGAGGAGCAUUUAGGCUACAAGGGGGUGAGAUUGGAGAGGGAUAUCAGCAUGAGUGAUUGGGAUGUUGAGAAUCUCUCUUAUGAGCAGGUUUUGCAGGCUUGCAUCGAUGCUCAUGUGGCCUUCGAGAUUGGCAAGGACUUGCGAGCUUGGGAGCUGUGAAGCCCAGGUUUGAAGUACACAGGCGUUUGUUACUGAUUUUGUGUAGCUCUUUUCUGUUUUCCACUUCUGCAGACAAGAUGAUACAGAUAUUUUUUGCAUCCGUAAGUGGAUUUGGUUGUAAGUAUGACGAAAGAACGUGGCAAACAAUUUGCUAGAAAUUGUAAAAAUAAUUAACUGAAAUCGUUUUGGCUUUUAAGCGGUGGUUUUUUAUGGUUCUUUAGGGCGAUGAAUGGCACAAUGUUUAAUGC